This is a messenger RNA of Erythranthe guttata (spotted monkey flower), 877 nucleotides long. It is a transcript of the gene ACD11, whose product is annotated as Glycolipid transfer protein (GLTP) family protein. Gene Ontology annotation, molecular function: ceramide 1-phosphate binding; ceramide 1-phosphate transfer activity. Lineage: Eukaryota; Viridiplantae; Streptophyta; Magnoliopsida; Lamiales; Phrymaceae. Gene Ontology annotation, cellular component: cytosol; membrane; cytoplasm. Gene Ontology annotation, biological process: intermembrane lipid transfer; ceramide transport. The record is from RefSeq and is a predicted model, not a curated record.
CCACCGCCACCGCCACCUCCGCCUCCACCGCCUUCAGCCACCGAUCGAUCAAUGGAGGGAGCAAAAACCCUAAAGGUAAUGGCGGAGGCGUUCAAAGAAUUGGCGGAGAAGAUAAAUCAAUGUCCGGAUGGAGAAGAAGCCCGGCUCGAAUUGGUCCCCUUUUCUCGGGCCUGCUCCCUCGUAUCACCUCUAUUCCGCUGCCUCGGCAUCGCUUUCAAAUUCGCCGAGCUCGACUACGUUGCCAAAGUUAAUGAUCUUGUUGAGGCGUCAAAAUCGAUAUCGGUGCUGCCAUUGAUGAUGGAUGGUGAUAUCGAAACCGAUUGUGUAAGAAAAGCAGGUAGCCACACAAGGAAUCUGCUGAGAGUGAAGCGUGGCAUUGACAUGGUCAAAGUUCUGUUCGAGCAUAUUAUUUCUUCAGAGGGAAAUUCCCUAAAAGACCCCGCUUCAAAAGCUUAUACACAAGUGUUUGCUCCCUACCAUGGAUGGGCUAUCAGAAAAGCUGUGGCGGCCGGAAUGUAUGCCCUUCCGACAAAAGCACAAUUAUUGAAUAAACUAAACGAAGAUGAAACAUCAGCGAGAAUUCAGAUGCAGAACUACGUAUUGUCGGCAAACGCAGUGGUUAAGUACGUUGACCAGCUAUUCAACUCGAGAGAAUUGGGAAUUGAUUGGUGAAAAAUUUAGACGGUAGGGCUGAGUAACUACAUUCGGAAUUUCUGGUCCUAUUAUCGUAUUUAUUUUCAAUAUAGUUUAAUGAUUUAUUCGCUUUGCAUCCUUCAAUAGGUGAACAGAAUUGCUCUGUUUUCUUUAUUGCAUACAGUUGUACAGUAAUUGAAGAUAAAAUCUGCUAUGUUUAAUGUGUUGGUUGCCCCUAUAUUAA